Fukomys damarensis (Damara mole-rat) is the source of this 6010-nucleotide messenger RNA. RefSeq names its product ADCYAP receptor type I (gene Adcyap1r1). The coding region runs from base 147 to 1595 and encodes 482 amino acids. Gene Ontology annotation, molecular function: vasoactive intestinal polypeptide receptor activity; G protein-coupled peptide receptor activity; peptide hormone binding. The record is from RefSeq and is a predicted model, not a curated record. Lineage: Eukaryota; Metazoa; Chordata; Mammalia; Rodentia; Bathyergidae. The transcript has 16 exons. Gene Ontology annotation, biological process: cell surface receptor signaling pathway; adenylate cyclase-modulating G protein-coupled receptor signaling pathway. Gene Ontology annotation, cellular component: plasma membrane; neuron projection.
UGGUGUUGUCACUUCCUGCCCCUGGCAUGCACUGGCUCAGGGCAUCUAGGAGGGCAGGCCUGCCUUGAUGGGAAAGCCUGUGAACACCUUGGGGCUGACGGGCGGCUGCUGGGACGGGAGGCCAGUUCUGCUGGCUGAGAAGGACCAUGGCUGACACCCUGCAGGUCCCCCUGGCUGCUCUCCUGCUGCUGCCUGUGGUUGCUGCCAUGCACUCCGACUGCAUCUUUAAGAAAGAGCAAGCCUUGUGCCUGAAGAAGAUCCAGAGCGCCUAUGACCUUCUGGGCUUGAACGAUUCCUCUCUGGGAUGCCCUGGCAUGUGGGACAACAUCACAUGCUGGAAGCCGGCCCGUGUGGGUGAGGUUGUUGAGGUCAGCUGUCCUGAACUCUUCCAGAUCUUCAACCCAGACCAAGUCUGGGAGACCGAAAACACCGACAAGGGCUCAGUGAGCCGGAACUGCACGGAAGAAGGCUGGUCUGAGCCCUUCCCUCAUUACUUUGAUGCAUGUGGAUUUUAUGAGAAUGAAACUGAGCCUGAAGACCAGGAUUAUUACUACUUGUCAGUGAAGGCCCUCUACACUGUUGGCUACAGCACCUCCCUGGUCACCCUCACCACUGCUAUGGUCAUCCUGUGCCGCUUCCGGAAGCUGCAUUGUACCCGCAACUUCAUCCACAUGAACCUCUUCGUGUCCUUCAUGCUGAGGGCCAUCUCUGUCUUCAUCAAAGACUGGAUCUUGUAUGCUGAGCAGAACAACAACCACUGCUUCAUCUCUACUGUGGAAUGCAAGGCUGUCAUGGUUUUCUUUCACUACUGUGUCGUGUCCAACUACUUCUGGCUGUUUAUCGAGGGCCUGUACCUCUUCACACUGCUGGUGGAGACCUUCUUCCCUGAGAGGAGAUACUUCUACUGGUACAUCAUUAUCGGCUGGGGGACCCCAACCGUGUGUGUGUUGGUGUGGGCUGUGUUGAGGCUCUACUUUGAUGACACGGGCUGCUGGGAAAUGAAUGACAGCACGGCUCUAUGGUGGGUGAUCAAAGGCCCAGUGGUUGGUUCUAUAAUGGUUAACUUUGUGCUUUUCAUUGGCAUCAUUGUCAUCCUUGUGCAGAAACUGCAGUCUCCAGACAUGGGAGGCAAUGAGUCCAGCAUCUACUUAACAAAUUUAAGCCUGGGAGUCCCCAAGAAAGCCCGAGAGGACCCCCUGCCUGUGCCCUCAGCCCAGCAUUCACUGUCUUUCCUACGGCUGGCCCGGUCCACACUGCUGCUCAUUCCAUUGUUCGGAAUCCACUACACCGUAUUUGCCUUCUCCCCAGAGCAUGUCAGCAAGAGGGAGAGACUCGUGUUUGAGCUGGGGCUGGGCUCCUUCCAGGGCUUUGUGGUGGCCAUUCUCUACUGUUUCCUGAAUGGGGAGGUGCAGGCAGAGAUCAAGCGGAAAUGGCGGAGCUGGAAGGUGAAUCGCUACUUCACCAUGGACUUCAAGCACCGGCAUCCAUCUCUGGCCAGCAGUGGGGUGAAUGGGGGAACCCAGCUCUCCAUCCUGAGCAAGAGCAGCUCCCAGCUCCGCAUGUCCACCCUUCCAGCUGACAACCUGGCCACCUGAGCCCCGCUGUCCUCUCCUCCUGCACAGGCUGGGGCUGCAGGCAGGUGUCUGUGGCGCAUGUUUGAGCCUCUCCUCACCCCUUGGGCAGGUCCUGGCUGGAGCUUGGCUCCUCUCCAAGGGAGAGAAGGAAAUAGGGCACAAUCUGCUACCGGCCCCUCUGUUUUGGUACUGGCCCCACCCACCACGGUCCCCUGGGCCCUGACUUGACAUGUAAAUACCCCUCAGAUUUGGAAGUCUGUCUCAUCCUUGCUUCUCUCACCUCAGCCAGGCUCCAGCUCCACCCCACUGUCUGGCUAGCCUCAGUGAUGGUCUGCCCCCAGGCAUGAGGCCUUGUGAGCUGAGGCUGGAAGGACCCUGGUCUGGAGAGUCUGGGGUGGUACCUGCCUCAACAGCCCCCUCAUGCCUGACUUCAAAUGUGGGCCCUUCUCAGCCCUGGGCUCAGCACAUCACAGUGUCCCAGCUCCUGGAUGCCAGGGCAGUGGAACAGCUCCCGGGCUUUUUCAGUCAGAGACUUCACUUGUGGGGUGGGGGCUGAGGGUCAGGGAAAGUUCUGGUGCUUUUCAUUUGAUCCAAGAAGAACUGAGAGCCAGAAAUGUGCGUACGAAUGGAGAGGAGAUGGAGGAGUUUGGAAGAUCCAUGGAAGAAGACCUUCCCCAUCUCCAUCGCUCCACCCCUGAUGCAAGAUGGGCAUGGUUCAUCUGGUAGCUACCAUUCCACCUUCUGUCCCCAGGGGCUACUCCAGAGAAGUUGCUCCCCAGUCACCCCUACUAUGGAGAGUCUGUGUCCUUGCCCUCAAUUCCCCUUAAGUCAAAGCCAUGACUAGAAUGAACUAGCUGCCUUCCUGUGAUGUCAGCAAGUCCAGAAGCACCUUGCACCUCCAUGUGCCCAAGUCCCUGGCCCAGGGUUCACCCACACUCCACCUUAAUGGAUGAUGAGCCCCAGAUGCCAGCUUUUCUGGCCUGGACUCAGCUUCUGAACUUUCUCAGAGACCUCUGCGAAGACUUCCUUGAGUGCCCUUGGCAUUGGAUUCUUGUAGGCUGCUAGGAUGUCCUGAAGGGAUAACUCGUCCACCAUGUCCAUUAACAGAAGCCGCUGAUGGGUGGAGUGGCUACUUAGCAACACCCAUCCUAGCUCCCAGCUGCAGGUUGCACAGCCACGGCCUAAGAAUUACAAAAAACAGGCACAACCAGGCAGCAACCAGGAAAGCAGAGGAAAGUGCUGGUGUGCAAUGGCCCAUGUACCCUAGCUCAUUCCAUCAGCUCUUGGUCUUGUUCAUGUCUGUGUGGUUGAGAACUUGCUUCAUGAUCCUGUUGUGGAGUGCUUGGGGAGUUGGGUAGAGGGAGGUUUUGCUUUGCUCAGUUUCAUGAAGCAGAAGGAGCCCUGGUGAUAUGAGAUGGUGUUUCGGGAGAGGCCUGCAGAGUGACUGGUAGGGCUUUUGUCACUGUGAUUAGAGAUGAGCCCUGUGUCCUUGGCAGUGAAGUAAGCCCCUACAUCUUUUGGUAAAGCCAAGGGAGAAAGAACUCACUGCUCCUUUCCAGGCACAUCUAGUGGCUUUGACCACAGGCUGUGCAGUGGCCCUUCCACCCUGCACCUGACCUUGUCAUCCCCUCCUUCCCUGGGGCCAUGUGUAUUACACAAGCAAGUAUAUACUGAUCACCUUGCACUCAAGACACUGCUGGGAAGGAGCAGUGGUCUAGGAUUCAGAGACCUAGUUGGAUUUAGUUGCCCCAGUUGGGUUUAGAAUACUAAGAUUAUGGACAUGAUGCUCCCUUUUGAGCCUCCAUUUCCCCUCUUGUGAAGUAAAGUUGCUUCUGUUCCUUCUCCAUGUUCUGUACUUCAGCAGUCUUCCACUGCAAAACUAAGGCAGGUAGAUGAGCAUGCACCACUGUGUCUAUCAUCAAAGGUGUUGGUGCAUGUGUACGUGUAUGUGGGUAAGUAAGGUGGGGAAUGCUGUUUAUUUUCCUUUGCUUAGGAACCAAACUCCUUACUCUUCUGUUUGGACACCACAGUAGUAGCUGGCAUCCUGGAGGGAAGACUUAAGCCAGGGUCAUUGAACAGGUGCCUUGGGCAUGAUGUGGUGACUCAUCCCUCUCCUUGGGGUGGGUACCAUGACUGGUAUCCAAGCAGUCCUCUGGCCAUGGACCUCAUCCAUUUGCCAUCACCCCACCAGCAGGUCUGCUUCACUGUGGAAGAAGAAACUGUGACUUUAUAGAUAUAUAAUCACAAAACAGCAAAAACAAAAUCUACUCCAAGUCCCAUGUCCUGAACUGUUUCCUGAGCCCUGGGCCUGAGUCCUCCUAGAGGUUCCGGUUCCUAUUGGUUGUUUUUCUAUCUGAAUGCUUUUUCGCCAGUCUUAUGAGCAGAUGUCUGUGAUGUACUCUGAAUGUCCUAGGAAAAUCUGGCCUUCAGGGUCACAUGAACAGCAUGAGGUAUGGGCAAAACCUUUCCCUCUCUGGCCCUCUGUUUUCAAAUCUGUACAACGGGCAAUAAGACUAGAUGACUUGUAUAUAGCCCAAUGCAUCCCUAGAACUCUUUGUCUAAACACCAGCCACCCACUGGGAAUGAGCCCUGGGAAGGAUUGACUAAGAAAGGGUAAGAAAUUGUUGUGUGAAGAGGCCUUAGGCACUUGGCAAAGCUGAGGCUGGAGAAGAGUGGAGUACUGGGACUCCAUGCCCAUGGAGGGUCAUUCCUGGGAAGGUUCUUGUUCUAUGCAAUCCUAAAGGACAGACCUCACCCACCACAGGAGGCUGUGACCUCUCCUUGGGAUAAGGGGGCAUAUAGUUCCCUGUCAUGACUGUCCAGCCAUGGGAGUGGCAGGCAGUAUGUGGAAAGGGUCUCUAGUCCUGAGGGAAGUAGGGUUUUUUUAAGUCAAGUAAUCUGAGGCUGCUGUUGAGCCAAUGAAGGGUCAGAGAGUGGGAUUUAGGAAGUUCAGCCCUCUUAUGUCCCAGUACUGUGAGCCUUAUGACUCCCCCCAACCUUGAAGCCAGACUGUAUUCUCUUUGGGCAGCACUGUGAGCCUUCUUGACACGUCCAGUGGCCCACAGUAAUUCCAUCUCACCCUGUCUUGGGUUCUUGGGCACUAGAGUGAGGGAGCCCAAGCUGGGUCCAAAGCUGGAAAUUUACCUGUGUCUGUUGUCAUUCACUAAAGGCUCAGCCUCUUCAUGCGCCCCUCUCUUCGUGAGGAAAGGCUGGAAGAGGCUCUCUCUUUAAUUCUUUGAGUACCCUUACCUCCUUCAGGGCCACUCCAGAGCGAAAGCAAUGAGUACUUUGUCACCAUCGACUCCCACUUGAGCCUAGGAAACUUGGAAACUGGCUGGAGGAGCCCGAGCAGGGACCUGGAGACCUGGACCUAUCCCAGCUUUGCUGCUGACCUGCUGUUUGAUCUUGACUCAUCCCCUAUGUAUCUUUGGGGGAGAGUCACAAAAUACUAGAGCUGGGAAAAACUUAGAGGCCUGCAGGUCAGACUUCCUCCUUGGACUGAUAAGGAAACAUGGGUGGAUCUAGCAUAAAUCUGGAUGAAGACAUGGCCCCAGCAAUAUGUGCACCGCCUUGUACAGGACCAGAGUGUGACAUGUGACAGACAGCAUUUGAAGAAUUAACACUCCUGUGCAGAAUACAGAUUCUGUCUAUGGAAAGUUGUCAGGACUCUAGACUGCAGAAGUAAUGGAGCCAGCAUAGUGUGGGAAAACCAGUUCUCUAACCUGAGCUUUGCCUCCUGCUCUGUGACUCCAGAUUCGCCCUCUUCCAUCAUCUGCCUUCCAGUCUGAGAAAUGAGGACGUGAUUGCAUCAUCUGUCCUACAGGCCAAUAUGAGGUUGAUGUGUGAGAAAGAACUUUGGCAACAACAUAGAUGUAGGCUCGUUCCUGGGCAAAGGCUCCCCAAAAGGGACUCCUUGCUAUUUGUCUACUGCUUUGAGCCCUUCUGGAUUAACCUUUACUCCAUUUGUAAAACCACCAGCACUGGGGGUAAGGGGACAGCCAGAGAGCUCUGGUGGACAGAGUUCCAGCUUUAUCACUGUCAGUUUGUUCAGUUUGCUUUCAAGAUUAGGAUGGAGCAUUGCCAUGCCACCUUCCUGGGAAUCUUUCAUGGACAUUCCUCAGAUGGGCAGUAUGCUCAUUCCUUCUCCUCUCCCCAAACUCCAGCUCCUGGGAUGUGUCUGCCCUUGUCCAUGUGUGCCUCGUCUGAUGUCUCUCUCCUGUGGCUUUGCACCUGUCAGGCUGGAGUGGUUGGUGCAGCCCCUAGCAUCCCAGGCAUAGCUCCUGGCUCAUUCAUGAGAGCUGGGCCACCUGGAUUUCAUCUCCCACAAUAAAGAUGAGCCCCCCAGACCUUACUGCCCGCUCUGCCACCACUAAUGCUGUGCUCACAACCUUGUCCAGGAUUUUAAGAAUGUCACAUUGCUGUAGAUGACUCAAUAA